CCAGAGGUGCAAGAAACAGCCACUGCAGCAGGAGCAGCAAAAGCGUCAGCAGGAGCAGCAUCAGCGGCAACAAAAAACCCUCAUCAAAUCCUCACCUAGGCUCUCAGUGUAUCCAGAUCCACAUCUUCACUCAAGCCGGGAGAGGGAAAGAGGAAAGGGGGGGAGGAAAAAAAAAAAACCCAACAACUUAGCGGAAACUUCUCAGAGAAUGCUCCAAAACUCAGCAGUGCUUCUGGUGCUGGUGAUCAGUGCUUCUGCAACCCAUGAGGCGGAGCAGAAUGAUUCUGUGAGCCCCAGGAAAUCCCGGGUGGCAGCUCAGAACUCAGAAGCUGAAGCUGAUCUUAAGUCUUGCACAAGGGGUGCCUUGGCCUUGUUAUUCCACACCUGUGUUUCUCUUUUAAAAAAGAAAUGGCUUUUAAUAUGAGAGAGAUUAUGCAUACCUCUAAGCACUGUCCUAUGGUGGGGGUUGGGAUGAAACAUGAAUGGACCAGAUCCCUUUCUGCCAAUGGGAAGUGCAUUUUCGGAAGCCAAAUGGACUCCCUGGCCCUUCCACUUCCGAAACCUGCCCACCAGCCAUCGCCUCCUGUCUUCCCAUGCUUUCGGGCGCUAAGGGAUGCCCUUUGAUGCUACAGAGCUGCUUCAAGCACUUGCAUUCCGCAGAUUCUGGCCUUACUUCUCCAGCCACCAACAUUCUGAAGUGGUUCGCUGCCUCAACAGUGCGCUGCAGGUCGGCUGUGGGGCUUUUGCAUGCCUGGAAAACUCCACCUGUGACACAGAUGGGAUGUACGACAUCUGUAAAUCCUUCUUGUACAGCGCUGCUAAAUUUGACACUCAGGGAAAAGCAUUUGUCAAAGAGAGCUUAAAGUGCAUCGCCAAUGGGGUCACCUCCAAGGUCUUCCUUGCCAUUCGGAGGUGCUCCACUUUCCAGAGGAUGAUUGCUGAGGUGCAAGAGGAGUGCUACAGCAAGCUGAACGUGUGCAGCGUCGCCAAGCGGAACCCCGAAGCCAUCACCGAGGUCGUCCAGCUCCCCAAUCACUUCUCCAACAGAUACUAUAACAGGCUUGUCCGAAGCCUCCUGGAAUGUGACGAAGACACAGUGAGCACCAUCAGAGACAGCCUGAUGGAGAAAAUUGGGCCCAACAUGGCCAGCCUCUUUCACAUCCUGCAGACGGAUCACUGUGCCCAAACACACCCGCGAGCUGACUUCAACAGGAGGCGCACCAGCGAGCCACAGAAGCUGAAAGUCCUCCUCAGGAACCUCCGAGAAAAUUGCAUGAAACGAGGCUUCUGUAAUCAAUAUCCCAACAUUCUGCGAUGGCAGCAUUCCCACAGACAGAAUAUGUGUGAUCUUUCUGCCUCUCAGCAGGAGAAAGUACCCUCUUUUAUCACGUUCCUUCCCCAGGUCCCCUCAGACUCCUCUCAAACACAAAGCAUUUGCAUAAGGCCCAGUCAUUGUCAUUGGAAGCUGUGGGGCCCUUUAAGAUGGUUGCCCCAGUAGAGUUAGCUGAUGAGAAGCGACUUAAUUUAAAUGCAUGUCUUAAAUGCCCAUAAAGGUGUUAAAUGGAAUUCGUGUGAUGAAUCUGUGCUGGCCAUGGACGAAUAUGAAUGUCGUGUUUGAAUUCUUGAUCUCUCAUGAGCUAGUGUCUUACGGUCUUGAUCCUCCAGCGUGUAAUUUCCUUUCCAACACAUUUACCAAAUUGCUCAACCCUGGCUCUUCAAGCGGGUUUUGAGCCUGCAUCUUCUUGCAUCUAAUGAAAAACAAAAAGCUAACAUCUUUAUGUACUGUAACUGCUCAGAGCUUUAAAAGUAUCUUUAACAAUUGUCUUAAAACCAGAGAAUCUUAAGGUCUAACUGUGGAAUAUAAAUAGCUGAAAACUAAUGUACUGUACAUAAAUUCCAGAGGACUCUGCUUAAACAAAGCAGUAUAUAAUAACUUUAUUGCAUAUAGAUUUAGUUUUGUAACUUAGCUUUAUUUUUCUUUUCCUGGGAAUGGAAUUAACUAUCUCACUUCCAGAUAUCCACAUAAAUGCUCCUUGUGGCCUUUUUUAUAACUAAGGGGGUAGAAGUAGUUUUAUUCAACAUCAAAACUUAAGAUGGGCCUGUAUGAGAUAGGAAAAACCAACAGGUUUGUCUGAAGGACCCCGGGUAAAAUGUUAAUCUCCCAGCCCACCUCAACUCAGAGGCUACUCUUGACUUUGAUCUCUCCUGAAACGGCUCUGUCACAUCCAUCCGGGAAUCACAGGAACCCAAAAGAGCAUCCCUUUGGGCUUGGACCACUUACAGUGAGUGUGAUAAGGCCUAGUCUAUCUUGGGAAGUGGCAGUUCCUGACUCGCCCACCACCUUUCAUCGGUGAACCGAUGAUGGCGUGGGAGACUUUCCCUUAAGUCAGUCAGGAACGAGUCAGUCAGCCUUUGGGUCUUCAGUUCCGGGGACUUGGGGCUGAGGGGGUAUAAAGAACCCUGGGCUGUCCAGCCUUAAUAGACUCCUCUUACAUUUUUGUCCUGUAGCACACUGCCUGCCAAAGUAGUCCUGGCAGUUGGGCUAUCUCUGUAGGAUCGCAAAAAAAAAAAAAAAAAAACAACCAAAAAAAAACCAAAAACCAAAAACCAAAAAAAAAAAAAAAAAACGAAAAAAAGACCAAAAAACAAAAAAAAAAAAAAAGGAAAAGGAAAAAAAAGAAAAAAAGAAAAAAGAAAGAAAGAGGGAAACAGAGCUGGUGGUUUGAUUAUUUCUGCCGUGAUGUUUACAAGAUGGCAACCACCAAAGCCAAAUGAUUAACCUAUCUAUGAACAACAGUAGUUUCUCAGGGUCACCGUCCUUGAACCCAACAGUCCCUUAAGAGCGUCACUGCCCACCAAAGGUCAAUGUCGAGGGAGGAGGAAGGAGGAGGGGUAGGGCUAUAGGGGCCACUCCAAACUUGCUUAGGUAGAAACUAUUGGUGCUUGACUCUCACUAGGUUAAACUCAAGAUUUGACCAAACCGAGUGAUAGGGAUCCAGGUGGGAGGAGGGAGGGCACAUCUCCAG
Messenger RNA from Mirounga angustirostris (Northern elephant seal), 3026 nucleotides. It is a transcript of the gene STC1, whose product is annotated as stanniocalcin 1. Gene Ontology annotation, biological process: intracellular calcium ion homeostasis. The coding region runs from base 614 to 1498 and encodes 294 amino acids. The record is from RefSeq and is a predicted model, not a curated record. The transcript is spliced from 8 exons. NCBI's taxonomy places the organism in Eukaryota, Metazoa, Chordata, Mammalia, Carnivora, Phocidae. Gene Ontology annotation, molecular function: hormone activity. Gene Ontology annotation, cellular component: extracellular region.